AUGGCCCCCGCCCAUGAAGUGGUAGAUGGCUACCUUACUCCUAACGGCCCCUCGUGGCUCGCUCAUGCCAAUAUGGCUCCCUCAACUUCCUUCCAGACGCCGAAUUCCCCCCUCAGACGCCCUCCAUUCAUACCCUACUCUUCUUUCGGGCCCGAGCCGGCACCGGAGGAUGGGGCGGCUCAUCCACCUGCCGAGGCGCGGGCAGAGUCGAACGAGUCCAGUCCCAGUAACGAGAAGGACGGCGAUGCUAACCACUCCAGCCUCGAUAAGACAAUGGCCACCGGGGGAAUGGCAAAUGUGAUACAUUCUCUUCCAUACGACGCCGCUUGGCUCAACGGCGUGGCCACCGCCUUUUUUCUCUUCAAUAUCAUCCUGUUCAUCAUGAAUUGUGUGCUUGCCGGUUUACGCUUCAAGCUUCGACCAGGCUCGCUCAAACAUUCCUUCACCGACCAGACUGAGUCCCUCUUUAUUCCUUCAUCUGUUGUGUCGGUUGCCAUUGUAUCGAUCAAUAUAUGCCAAUUCGGCGUUCCACGUGUUGGCCCUUGGCUUCUCAGAGUCAUGCAGAUUAUGUUCUGGUCCUAUACAGCCUUGAGCGUGCUAGCUAGCUCGACUAUCUACCUGGUUCUGUGGUCGACAACAGCCUUCCCUAUUCAUACCAUGACACCGACAUGGGUAUUUCCAGCCUAUCCACUUCUUCUCACGGCACCUUUCGCGAGCAACCUCAUUCAAGCCGCAGCCCAAGCCAAUCAACACACCGUCACUCUCAACACUCCUGCAAUUGCUCUCUCUGCCGUGGCUACUCAAGGUGCGGGUUGUAUGAUUGCCUUCAUGAUCUCGGCUGCCUUCAUCUACCGGUUAAUGACACAAAAGCUUCCCCGAGACUUCCAGCGUCCUGGUGUGUUCAUUUCUGUCGGGCCGUUUGCAUUCACGGUGGGAGGACUAGUGCAACUCGGCAACGAGGCAGCGACCAUCCUGCCUAGCGAUUUCCUCGACACUGACAUGGCCGUGCCUAUCGUUAGAGUCAUGUCUGCCUUUAUCGGUCUGUGGCUAUGGGGCCUGUCCCUGUGGUUCUUCAUCGUCUCUGUUGGGUCGCUCUGGAAAGUUAUAUGGCCAAAAAAGAAGAUGUCUUUCCAGAUGAACUGGUGGUCGUUCGUGUUCCCGAACACGGCGCUGAUUACUGCCACCACAAGCCUUGGAAAAGUUUUCGAGAACAGGGGGCUGCAGAUCUCCGGAUGUGUUAUGGCCGCGUGUUUAAUAGUUGUAUGGUUUAUUGUGUUUGGGUCGAUGAUUCGAUCCUUAUACCAAAGGGAACUCUUGUGGCCAAAAGAUACCCAGUAA
Colletotrichum graminicola M1.001 is the source of this 1338-nucleotide messenger RNA. Its product is annotated as C4-dicarboxylate transporter/malic acid transporter. Gene Ontology annotation, cellular component: membrane. Gene Ontology annotation, biological process: malate transmembrane transport. The transcript is spliced from 8 exons. Gene Ontology annotation, molecular function: malate transmembrane transporter activity. The coding region runs from base 1 to 1338 and encodes 445 amino acids. The record is from RefSeq and is a predicted model, not a curated record. Lineage: Eukaryota; Fungi; Ascomycota; Sordariomycetes; Glomerellales; Glomerellaceae.